AUGGGAAAUAACAGCAGUAAAAGAAGUGGAGAUAACAGCGAUACCAGAUACAUACCAAGCGGUUUAUAUAAAGAUUGCGAAUGGGAUAGCAAAGUUAUAAAAAAAUUAAUUGCGGAAAAAAAGAUAGCACCUUUAACACAAGGUGCAGAAGACGAGGGACCAAAUUUAGAAGAGUGUCCUAUUUGUUUAUUGUUUUAUAGUGGUGGUUUAAAUAGAUCUAAAUGUUGUAAAAAAGGAAUUUGUACAGAAUGUUAUCUUCAAAUUAAAAAGCCAGGUAGUGAUGCCAAUAGUAUUUCAUGUCCAUUUUGUAAUCAAUUAGGAUAUCAAGUAUUAUUUACGGGACCAUUAUCAAGGGAGGAAAUUAUAAGGGAUGAAAUUGAACAAGCUAAAGUUGUAGAGUUGACGAUUAAAAUGAGAAAAGAAGAAAUGGAGAAGAACAAUGACCCUAAUAUUAACAUAAAUAACCCCAGCAAUCCUGGUAGCUUUAGUAAUUAUUCGACUUCAAGAUCACCAACCCAACAUUGUAUUCCCAACUCACCACCUAAACAACUCUCGUCAAAAGAAAUAUCAGAGUUAUCAAUGUCUCCAUACUCUAACCCAAUUAAAAUUCAAACCACUACCAACACCACCACAUCACCUUCCUCAAGAGUUAUUAACAAUAAUCAUCAUGGUGGCACUAAUCCAAGCAGCUAUAGUUCAAACAAUGGGGCCAAUAGACACUCUCAACAGGCAGCUUUAUCUUUUACCGAUCUUUUCUCUGGUAACUAUAGCGAAAAUGAACUCGAAAAUUUAAUGCUCACUGAAGCCAUUAGACUUUCUUUAAUUACUCACAACAAUGAAGUUAAAAAGAAUACCACUGGCAAUAAUACUUCAAGUAGAAAGAACUCCCACAAUCAAAGCCAUUCUCACCGUAACAAUAGCAACACAUCAUCAUCUGCCUCAUCUCGUCAUAAUAGUGUUAGCAGUUCAAAUAUCUUUAAUAAUUUUACGUCAACCUCACCAAGCUCAAUUGAUGAUAUAAUUAAAAAUACUGAUGAACUUUUAAAUAGAGAACAAACCAAUACUUUAAAAAAAUCACCAAGUAAUAAUAGUAACAACAACAGCAACAGCAACAACAAUACCAUUUUUAAAAGCUCACUCUUUUGCGAUUUAGACGAUCAGAAAAGUUUAAAUGAAUCCUUUGAUUUUGGUAUUAAAACCUCACCAUCUGGUAGUGGCUCUGGUAGAAACCUUCUUUCAAAGCAUCAUACCACCACAACAACUACAACAACUACUACAACUACAACAACUACAACAACAUCUCCAAACUUAUUAGGUUUAGAUCCCCUUUCAGCCAUGUUACAACAAGUAGAUAAAGAAAAACAACCCCAGCAACAACCCUCAAACCAAAAUCACAUAAAAAACAAAAUUGAAAACUAUGAAGAUAAACAACCUCUGGAUGAAAAUAGUGGCAACAAAACAACUACAACAAACACAUCUACAAAUAACAAUAAUAAACUAGCAAAUAAUAGCAACAAUAAAACCCCAAAUAUGAUUACAGAUUCUGAAAGUGAAAAAAACUGUUAUUCAAACUGUGCAACAGUAUCAACAUCGGUUGUAGAUGAUAUUCAUAGCAACUUAGAUGUUGAACUUAGAAGUGAAGGCUCAGUUUUUAGUAGAGAAGGUGAAUAUGAAUAUGAGGAUGAAUCCAUCGAUGCAAUUUCACCAUCACCUUUCCUUGAUCAAGAGUCCACAACCAGCAAAGUUAGUAACGCCAGUGGCAAAAAUUUUUUAUCCCAUUCAAGACACUCCUCCCAUUCAUCAUGCAAUAGUUCAACAAGUAGCGGCUUUGACUUCAACUCAUUUAAAGACAUUAUGAAUACCACAUCCACCAAUAGCAAUAGUCUUGGUAGUGGCAGCAAUAUUAAACAACAUCAUAGAAACAAAUCAAAUCAAAGACCAAACUCUGUUGGUAAACCAAUAACCACCUCCUCAAGUACCAAUCCACCUAGCCCAAUUUGUAGUAAUAGUAAUUUAAAAUCAUCAAGUGGAGUAAAAAAAUCAAAUGAUAACAUUGUAAUCAAUACUUCUGGUGGUGCAAUUAUAAUAAAUAACAAUAUAAAUAUAAAAAUUAAUAAUAACAAAACUAUUAUUAUAAAUAACAUUACUAAUAAUAAUAAUAACAAUAUUAGUAAUAAUCUUUCUCAACAACCUCAAUUAACUCUAGAUAACUCUGUAAAUACUUUAAUUGGAGAUAAUAAUGUAAAUAAUAAUGAUAAUGAUAACCAAACUUUGGCCCUAUCACCACCAAAUAACAAUAACAAUAACAAUAAUAAUGAUGAUAAUUAUAAUGAUAAUAAUAGUAAUAAUGACAACAAUGAUAAUAAUAACAAUAAUAAUGAAAAAGUAAAAGGGAUUUUGGAUGCAAUUGGAAAAAACUUUUUCUCUAAUAAUGAAAUUGACAACCAAAAUGAUGAAAAUCAAAAUGAAAAGGCAGAUAAUUCCUCAUCCUCUUCAUCAUCAUCAUCAUCAUCAACCACCACUACAACAACAACCACCACAACAACCACAACAAUUUCAAAAGGUCUUUCAAUAGCUGGUGAUUGGUAA
Molecule: messenger RNA, 2589 nt
Organism: Dictyostelium purpureum
Lineage: Eukaryota; Evosea; Eumycetozoa; Dictyosteliales; Dictyosteliaceae
Exons: 2
Coding region: 1-2589 (862 amino acids)
Cellular component (GO): cytoplasm
Source: RefSeq, a predicted model, not a curated record